AUGGGAACGCGUCACCUCAUCUGCAUCUUCUACAAGGGCAAGUGGGUGGUAGCCCAGUACGGCCAGUGGGACGGCUACCCCGAGGGCCAGGGCUUCAAGCUCUUCCGCUUCCUCUGUGUCGCCCACAACAUCGAGAACCUCAAGGUGGGGCUAGCUCACAUUUACGAGCCCGCUGAGUCCGAACUCGAUGCCAUCAACCGGGAGAUUGAGGACUGGGAGGAGAAUGCGCAUCAAGAGAUGAUGGCAAACAGAAUGUGUGAGAAAAAUUUCCCGUUCCCAAGCCUCUCUCGAGACACUUGUGCCAAGAUCCUGAGCCUAAUUGCCGACCUGGGAAGGGACGAUGGCUCCGAGGCCGAGAGCGCCGAAGCCGGGCAGGCGGAGCCCGAGAAGAAGAAGCUUCCAAUCCAGCUGAGCCUGGAGUUCGCGAACGACGCUCUGUUCUGCGAGUGGGUCUACGUCGUCGACCUCGACACGGAGGUGCUCGAGGUCUACGGCGGCGGCGAGAGGAAGCACGAGGGCCACCGCUUCAAGGACGUCGGGGCCGAGAAUGCGGCGGUACCCCGGUUUUGGUGCUCCAUCCCCUUCAAGGAUCUCUACUUGAUGAGCUCCGAGUCGGAGUUCCUGGACCGGGUCAUGGCGGGCAAACCCGUGGAAGAGGACGAGGAUGAGGAUGGCGUCGAAGUUGCGGAAGGGGAGGAUAAGGGGAGUUAG
This is a messenger RNA of Phialemonium atrogriseum, 711 nucleotides long. RefSeq lists its product as uncharacterized. Bases 1 to 711 code for a protein of 236 amino acids. The record is from RefSeq and is a predicted model, not a curated record. NCBI's taxonomy places the organism in Eukaryota, Fungi, Ascomycota, Sordariomycetes, Cephalothecales, Cephalothecaceae. The transcript is spliced from 2 exons.